Dromaius novaehollandiae (emu) is the source of this 1245-nucleotide messenger RNA. RefSeq names its product peptidylprolyl isomerase like 6 (gene PPIL6). Lineage: Eukaryota; Metazoa; Chordata; Aves; Casuariiformes; Dromaiidae. Gene Ontology annotation, biological process: protein peptidyl-prolyl isomerization. Gene Ontology annotation, molecular function: peptidyl-prolyl cis-trans isomerase activity. Bases 1 to 1125 code for a protein of 374 amino acids. The transcript is spliced from 8 exons. The record is from RefSeq and is a predicted model, not a curated record. Gene Ontology annotation, cellular component: intracellular membrane-bounded organelle.
AUGCCAACGGGAGGCUGCAGAAGCGCUGCAGGCACAACUCAGGAAGGGAUCCCCUGGCUUCGCCCACGUCACCCAUGUCCGCGGAUCCCAGCGGGCGCCACGGGGAGGGAAAAGCACGGUGUUUCACCAGUGGCUUGGCACGUUCCCCAGGAGCGGCGUCCUGCGGCGCCCCGCGUUGCCAUGGAGCAGCAGCCACAGCAACAAGCUGCAGCUGCAGCCGGCGGUGGGGUGCGGGGGGCCAUGGGUCCCCGGGAGCUGCAGCGCCUGGAGGUGGUGGGGCAGAUCAGGGAGCCAGCUUUCCACGUGGCCAAGCGCACGGCGGAGGCUCUGAAGCUGAAGUUUCCGAGCAAGUUUGCAGACCCCACAGUACUUCCUCUGUUUGAGUUUGCCUGGCAUCAAUAUUUACAGGAGAAAAAGAAGGAGCUGCGAGGGGAGAUGUGGGCGUACGGGGCACCGGUGAUGUGCUUCGUGGGCGGCCAGCUGCUGGGCGACGAGCAGCAGCUGCUCCACUGGGCCCACCACAAGUGGGACCACCGCGAUUUUGCAUCCCCGGCACUUUACCAGGCUAUCACGGAGGACUUCUGCACCAAGCACAUGAAAAAUAGCCAGCAUGUGUUUGUGUACUUGGAUAUAGCUGUUCAGGAACAGCCCAUUGGAAGACUCUUAUUUGAGCUCUUCUCUGAUGCGUGUCCCAAAACGUGCGAGAAUUUCCGCGUGUUGUGCACCGGGGGCUGGAGGUCGUCUUCCAGCGGUCUCAAGCUCGCCUACAGAAAUUCCAUUUUUCAUCGAAUUGUAAAAAAUGGAUGGAUCCAAGGAGGAGACAUAGUAGCUGGAAGAGGAGACGGAGGAGAAUCAAUUUAUGGUCCCACCUUUGAAGAUGAAAACUUCUCCAUCCGUCACAACAAAAGAGGGAUCCUGGGCAUGGCCAACAAGGGCCGCCACAGCAAUGGCUCGCAGUUCUACAUCACUCUCCAGCCAGCUCCCUACCUGGACAAAAAACACGUGGCUUUUGGGCAACUGAUUGAAGGCACGGAGACUCUUCAGAAACUGGAAGCCGUGUCCACGUACAACGAAAGGCCUGUUGAAGAAUGUAAGAUUAUUAACUGUGGGGCCUUUGAACCAUGAUUACAAGCCAGUUUUCCUUCAUGUGGAAAGGUAGAUUGCUAUUUUCCGGUCUGUUUUUUAUGGAGUUUGAAGGCUUUUACUUAGCAAGUCAAAAAUAAAAGCACUUCUUGCACAUGUGAA